GUAUAUGCCACCGUCCACACUCAAGACGCGUGCUGCCUCGUGUUUGAACGGCCAUCGACCAGAGGGCACAGCAUUUUUGGAGAUGAGGCCUGAUCCACAAACGUAUUCCCUGGAGCCGCCGAUCGCGGAGCCCAGUGGGCAAAGCUUCACGGGAGCCCGGCGAUGGAACUCCCAGCCGCAGAUCUCCUACAUCGGCCCAGGCACAUACAGGACAGAGAUUCCGGCAACCAUCAAAGGAGUUGUCAAGAUGAGCUCUGUCCAAAGGUUUGCAGAGAAUGAUCCCGACGACAUUUGCCCUGGCCCAGGGGCCUACCAUCCAGAAUCCGCCUCUAGACGUGGUGGAGGCAACCAAACCACCUUUGCACGAGCGCCACGGCAAGAGCCGCCCAAAGAGUUCAGCCACUUAGCCGGGGAGCGUCGGGAUGCCUCAGCCAAGCGGAAGGUGCUGAGCACUUGCCAGUCUGUUCGGCAGAAUACCAAGGCGCCCGCGGCCUUUAGCAUAGUGUUGAAUCAUCAAGAAUUUCAGAGACGUGUUUCUUGAUAUGCAGCAUUAAGAAACCUGCAUAACCCCGUUGGAAUCCUGCAACCACGAGACCUCAGCCCAGCAAGAAAGAGUGGUGGAAGUCCACUUCAUCCUAUUUCUGGAGAUAUGACAUUCCAAGGGAGAAACGACUUUCAUAUUUUGUAUAUAUAUAUAUAUACUAG
Molecule: messenger RNA, 705 nt
Organism: Durusdinium trenchii
Lineage: Eukaryota; Dinophyceae; Suessiales; Symbiodiniaceae
Source: the annotation of a GenBank genome assembly